AUGAGGUGGGUCCUGCUGUUGUCGCUGCUAAUGCUGCCUAGGGCGCUGCGCCGGAGCCGCGCAGGGCUCCUCCUGGAGAAGGCCCCGAUCUUCAGACUCAUUCAGCAAGGCCCCUGGCCGAGCGGGCCCAGCAACACCACGAUGGCGCCCUGCGAGGGGCUCCUGGCCGCAGGAACCGAGGUCUUCAGUCCCAUCAACCGCAGUCUGGAGCGCCUGCCCAGCUGCCUACCGCGUUCGCUGCGCAGCCUCGACGGCAGCCACAACCUGCUCCGCGCCCUGAGCGCGCAGGAGCUCGGCCGCCUGCCGGAGCUGCAGGUGCUGACGCUGCGCCACAAUCACAUCGCCUCGCUGCACUGGGGCCCCGGCGGGCCCGCGGGGCUGCACACCCUGGAUCUCAGCUACAACCAGCUGACAGCCCUGCCGCAGUGCGCCGGGCCGGAGCGGAGCCGCCUCCGCGUGCUGACGCUCACGGGGAACCCGCUGCAGGGGCUGCAGCCCGGGGCCUUCUCCUGCUUCCCGGAGCUUCAGCUUCUCAACCUCUCCUCCACCGCGCUGGGCCUCGGCGCCCAAGCGGGCAUCGCGGACGCGGCCUUCACAGGAGCUGGCGGCGCGCCCCUGGCCCAGCUCGAGGUCCUGGACCUGAGCAGCACUUUCCUCACGCAGGUUUCAGGGUGGAUCAGAGACCUGCCGAAGCUUACGUCUCUCUACCUGAGGAAGAUGCCCAGGCUCAGGAGCCUGGAGGGGGACAUUUUCAAGAUGAGCCCUGAACUGCAGCAGCUCGAUUGUCAAGACUCCCCAGCACUUACCUCUGUCCACACGCCCAUCUUUCAAGACACGCCUCACCUGCAGCAACUUCUAUUCCAGAACUGCAACUUGAGCUCCUUCCCACCUUGGACCCUGCAUUCCUCCCAAGUGCUAUCCAUCAACCUCUUCGGCAACCCCCUCACUUGCAGCUGUGAACUGUCUUGGCUCUUUAAGGAUACAAAGACCAUCUUAAGCAGGGCAGCAGAGACUGAGUGCAAACCAGCUAUAGGAUCCAGCGCCACCUUCUCAACCCCACUCUGGCUCUCCCAGCUGCCGGGUGUGUGCCCACUGGACACAGGCAUCACCCUCCCUCAUUCACCCUCUGUCAGCUCCACCCACGCUCCCUAUACCCAGGUUCCCACCGCCCUGGCGGCGGCAGCUUCUACUUCCCAACCUGCCAGAGUCCAUUCUUCCCCUGGAGCUGCGAGGCUACUUGACAGUGUGGGGGAGCUGAUCACGAGCUCCCCCAGCAGCCAGGAAGCAACUUCCAGCAAGGCAAGCACAGCCUGGACAGAACGCCAGGAAAAUGUCGACCUGCUUGUCCUGGAACCUAAUGUCUCAGCAGCCUCCAUCCCCUGGGCCAGCAAACACCUCGGUCUCUUCCCGGCCUCCCGGAACCCAGUGAGCGCACCCCAGCUGGGCCAGAGGACACGGGCAUCUCUGCAGGCUCCGCACGCGAGUCCUACCCAGGGCGAGAUUCCAGUCCUGAUGCUGGAUGACUCCAGUGAGGAGGAGGAGGAGGAGGAGGGGGAGAAGGUGGGAGCAUUGGCCCAGGGUGUCCCCUGCGACUACCACCCCUGUAAGCACCUCCAGACCCCCUGCGGGGAGCUGCAGAGGCGAUCCAAGUGCCUGUGUCCUGGUCUCAGCAGGGAAGACACCCUCCCAGACCCUCCCAAGCUGCAGGGGGUGUCGGAAACCACAGACACCUCAGCGCUGAUCAGCUGGUGUGCCCCCAACUCAGUGGUGCAGGGGUACCAGAUCCACUAUGCUCCCACGGGAUGGCCGGGGAACCAGUCGGUAGUGGGGGACAUCUAUGCCACCGCCCGACAGCACCCCUUGUAUGGGCUCGAGCCAGGCACCACGUACCUGGUGUGCGUGCUGGCUGCCAACAGGGCGGGCCUGAGCCCCUCUGGGGCUGAGGGUUGGGGCGGAGCCUGUGCCACCUUCACCACCAAGCCCAGCUUCGUGCUCAUCUUCGGGGGGCUGUGUGCAGCCAGCGGCCUGCUGCUUGUCAGCACACUGCUGCUGACUGUUUGUCUCUGCCGGAGGAGCCCCUGGUCUCGUCGGCAGCGCUAUGACACGCACCUGGUGGACUACAAAAACCCAGCCUUUGACUACCCGCUAAAGCUCCAGACCUUGAAUUUGCCCUCGAAUCCCUGA
Molecule: messenger RNA, 2184 nt
Organism: Condylura cristata (star-nosed mole)
Lineage: Eukaryota; Metazoa; Chordata; Mammalia; Eulipotyphla; Talpidae
Gene: LRRN4
Product: leucine rich repeat neuronal 4
Exons: 4
Coding region: 1-2184 (727 amino acids)
Molecular function (GO): protein binding
Source: RefSeq, a predicted model, not a curated record